Molecule: messenger RNA, 2162 nt
Organism: Porites lobata
Lineage: Eukaryota; Metazoa; Cnidaria; Anthozoa; Scleractinia; Poritidae
Source: the annotation of a GenBank genome assembly
AUGUGGAGACGACAUAAAUGUAAUCUGCUUACAUCAAGUCACUACCUGCUACAACAGGUUGGCAGUAGAUAUCAGUGGUAAGUUUUGAAAUUUACUCGUUUACUUCUAACAACAGGAGACUUAUAUGCAUGUUUUGUGCAUGAAUCAACAUCAGGAAAACGUAAUUUUUUGAAUGGAAAAUAGAUAGCUCCUGAAAUACAUGCAGGUUAUAAAAUUAAUGUUCAGGCUCUACAAACGGCUCUCCAUAUAUUAAUGCUAGAGGGAUAACACUGCUAGGCUAGAAUCUAUGUGCAAUUGCAUUGUACAAUAUUAACUGCAAUAUUCCAUUAAAUAAUUUUUGAUCAGGGGUGCAAGGAAUCUCUGUUGUCAAAGUACUAUAAUUAUGAUAGUGUUGAAGUUUAUGUAUACAAACAGAAAUAGAUUUGAUACAUCUUUUAUGAAGGUUAUUGUUUUAUGCACCCGUCAAUCCCAUAUGUUCAGGAAGUACUGUUUCCCCAAAUUUUAAAGUGGAAAAAUAAAUUUCAAGCUUUUUGGAAGAGCCAUUGGCGGGCAGCCCGUGAGGAAUAACACGACAUGGUAUGAAUGGUAUACCUUCCUGAAUGGCCAUCCAAAGAUGAUGGUUUCCUUCAGUGAUAUAGGCUCUUCCAGUUGUAAGAUCACAUGGUAUAAUUAUUGGUUCUUGAAAACCAUUUUUCAAAAUGAAACGUCUUACUUGUUCAAGAUGAUCGUGGUUAUUGCCAGCUUUUGGCAUGAGAGAUCUUUCAAAUUCCCUAUAUUCCCAAAGAUCUUGUGUUUUGACCAUUUGAAAUUCAUGCGAAUAAUAAUAUUAAUAAUGUAAUAUUGUUUUGCUUUUUUUGCUUUGAGCAACCACUUUGUGUAGAUUUUUUUGCUCUGGCUAUGAGUUCAUCACGUGAAAGAGUACUUAGUUUAGUGUGUGAAUCAUAGGCUGUUUUAGACUCAAAUGAUUCAGAUGAAGGAUUUGUUUUCCAACAAAAGCAAGAUCGUAAAAUAUCUUGACAUUUGUGGCAUCUGGUUUUUGAAUGGACAGGUAGUUUGUAGGUGCAAUUUAAGCUCCAAAAGCACUUGACAAUCUCUCCAUCUACAUUUGCUCCUUUUUCAUCCACAAAGUAUAAAUUUGCUUCCCUUUUUCUUUCAGCCAUAUCAACAAGGGCUGGAUCAUAUAUACCUGAACAAACCGGUAAGUUUUCAAUAGUUUUAAGCAUGACACCCAAACCAGAGUUUAAUAUGUUUUCUUGAAAAAUAUUGUGUGGGAGUUCCUCAUGGUCAAUUUUGUUACCCAAGAAUUCUACUGUAAAUGGACUAAAAUCCUUUGAAGGAAAUGUUUUUAUUUCGGAAGGAAGAAAAAGGGUUAACUUCUUCCACUUCGUUAUUACACCACCUUUUCCGAUAUUUGGAACAGAAAACGUAACCUUCAUGGUAUUACCUGUAGUGUGCUGAGUAAAUGACACUGUCCAUGGAAAAAUACGUGAAAUAACUGUUUGAAAAACUGUAUAAACUGGCAGAGGUGAUGACUGUACUUCACUGUCAUUUCCUGCAUCUACUGGUUCUUUUGGAGCAGUUUGUGUCAUUAUUUCAUUCAACACAUCUGUAAAAAUGCCUGCUUUACAGUUUAAAGCAUCAGACACAGCAAAUCCAAGACCAUUUUUUCUGAUAGCACAGUGGCUUGUCCUUUAGUUGGAUUAAUAGUUGUUUCUUCAAAAAACUCAUGCUUGUUGCUGUCAUUAUCUGUCGUUUUUGUGGAAAUUGAACAACCUUGUUUUUGGUGGAAGAUGUUUUGAGCUUCUUUGUACUCGUGCUCUAUUUUAAUGGAUUUUAAAUAGAAAGGCUGACAUGACAUGCAUAUGUAGUCUGGAAAAGUUCCAUCACAAGGAUCUACACUAUACAAGUCAUUAUGUAAAUCAGUCUUAUUGCCAGUUCUUUCAUCCAAAAAAUUGCAUCCCACUGAAAACGUAUUUUUAAAAAUAUUUAUGUGGUGUUUCUUGCAGGGAACAUCACUACUCGGGCAAACCUUGUUGCCACAUUGUGAACAAGUCACUAUACAUGGUGUAACUUUCAGGAUGCCCAGCUGGGCAUCGCUGCGUGAUCUAGUGGAGCUUUUCCCCCUAGGAGGCUUAUGCCCUCUUGCUGAUAAACUGCCGUAA